Oppiella nova is the source of this 866-nucleotide messenger RNA. The record is from the annotation of a GenBank genome assembly. Lineage: Eukaryota; Metazoa; Arthropoda; Arachnida; Sarcoptiformes; Oppiidae.
AUUCAGGAGAGCUUCGAGCUAAAUCACGAAACCCUGUACUUAGCCGUCAAACUGAUCGACCAGUACUUGAUGAGAGAAGUUGUCUCUAAACUCCACUUUCAGUUAUUGGGCGCAACCGCUCUCCUAAUUGCCGCCAAAUUUGAUGAGCGCAUUCCUCCGGCUAUUGAGGACUUUAUCUACAUCUGCGACGACGCCUACACCAGACGUGAUGUGGUUUUAAUGGAAAUCAAGAUAUUAAAGACUCUAAACUUCGACCUCUGUUUCCCCAUCUCUUACCGAUUCCUUCGCCGUUUCGCUCGAGACUUUAUCUACAUCUGCGACGACGCCUACACCAGACGUGAUGUGGUUUUAAUGGAAAUCAAGAUAUUAAAGACUCUAAACUUCGACCUCUGUUUCCCCAUCUCUUACCGAUUUCUUCGCCGUUUCGCUCGAUGCGCCAAACUAUCGAUGGAAACGUUAACUUUGGCCCGAUUCGUGUUAGAGAUGUCUCUCAUGGAGUAUGAGAUCAUAGAAGAGGCGGACUCUCGUGUGGCCGCCGCCGCCCUUCUGUUGGCUCUUCGCAUGAAAGGAGAGAAUGAAUGGAGUGAAACUCUUGAGUAUUAUUCUGGAUAUAAAGAGUGUGAUCUAACAAUCCUUAUGUAUCGCUUGAAUGAACUAUUGUUGACGCAAACCAAAUGCAAAACUAUAAGAACCAAAUAUUCUCACUCGAUAUUCUUCGAAGUCGCGAAGAUCUCGGCCCUCCCUCGCAGUAAACCACUUAAAGUCUAGUAUCAGAUCCGCUCAACCAUUGCUAUCAUGUGUGACUAAUCCUAAAAUCUUUUAAUCAAUUAUUUUUUAUGAAAGCAAACAUUUUAAGUUUAAUUUAC